Nematolebias whitei (Rio pearlfish) is the source of this 1420-nucleotide messenger RNA. RefSeq names its product peroxisomal biogenesis factor 10 (gene pex10). The record is from RefSeq and is a predicted model, not a curated record. The transcript has 5 exons. Gene Ontology annotation, molecular function: zinc ion binding. Lineage: Eukaryota; Metazoa; Chordata; Actinopteri; Cyprinodontiformes; Rivulidae. Gene Ontology annotation, biological process: protein import into peroxisome matrix. Gene Ontology annotation, cellular component: peroxisomal membrane.
GGAUAACCGGAAGUACAGUUAUAAACGCUGUUUAUCGGGUCUUUUUGUUUUUUCUCUUAGAUUUGUGUAAUUUUGUUUUGGUGUGAAGCCAUGUGAAGAUGCCCCUCAGUCCCGCUAACCAGGCCCAGCUGAUCCGGUCCAGUCAGAAGGACGAAUUUUACCGAACCCACCUGAGGAACAAGGCCAACGAUGCGGUGCAGACCGUCGCAGGGUCCAAACGAUGGCUGGACUGGAGGAGGGAGAUCGAGCUGCUCUCAGAUCUCGCCUACUUCGCUCUGACGACGCUCUCAGGUCUUCAGACUCUGGGCGAGGAGUACGUCAACAUCGUCCAGGUGGACCCGACCGGGCGUCGGAUCCCGUCCCGGGCCAGGCGAGGCCUCUUCGUCCUCCUCCACUCCGUGCUGCCCUACUUCCUGGAGAAGGUCCUGGUGUGUCUGGAGAACGAGCUGGAGGGCGAGCCGGAGCGGCGCCAGGCGGCGGAGGGGUGGAGCCUGGAGCGCUGGCUCCGGGGGCGUGUCCGGAGGGCGGUGGCUCUGCUGACGGCGCCUCAGAGGAGGGCGUGUCAGCCGGCGGUCUUUGUGAUCCAGCAGAGCCUGGCUCUCCUGCACCGGCUCCACGUGGCCAUCUUCUACAUCCGAGGGUCCUUCUACCAGAUGUCCAAGAGGACGGCCGGGAUCGGAUACCUGCGUGUGAUCGGACAGAGCGGAGACGACUUGUCCAUCCGGCGCAGCUACCGGCUGCUGGGUCUCUUGUCCCUCGUCCAGCUGCUCGUCACCGUCUCGCUGCAGCUCAGCAGCUUCAGACGGAGACAGAGAGCCCGGCAGGAGUGGACGCUCCACAGGAAGCUCAGGUACUGGACCAGAACAGUCCACCUUCUCGUCAGAACCGUCUCUUAAGGCUGCUCUGUGUGUCCUAGUCCUCAGCGCUCGGUGAGCUCGAACCCCCGAGCCGCUCGCUGCAUCCUGUGUCUGGAGCCCAGGAGGAACUCCACCUGCACCCCCUGUGGACACGUCUUCUGCUGGGAGUGCAUCACCGAGUGGUGCAACACCAAGGCCGAGUGUCCUCUGUGUCGGGAGAAGGUUCUGCCUCACAGACUCGUGUUUCUGCGGAACUACGGCUGAAAGAACCGGUCCAGAUGUUCCGUACGGAUCCGAACAUCUGCACACUGCAGCUCCAGCCUCCGAGGAUUGAUCGUCUCAUCCAGAGGUUCAGGAACCAGUUCUGGAUCGAAUCAGUCGACUCGUGUCAGAACGUACGGAGCCCCUGAAGUGCCGCUGGUUUGUUUCAGUUGAACUAUUUAAAUCCUGCAGACGAGAUCAGCUGAUUCGUCUCAUGUUCAAAAGCUAUAAAAGAAUUUAGCAAAGGCACUUCAGGAGUCCUGCAGUCAGAAUCAAUUAAUUAUUUUUGCCACAAAAUGUUA